Molecule: messenger RNA, 1077 nt
Organism: Chenopodium quinoa (quinoa)
Lineage: Eukaryota; Viridiplantae; Streptophyta; Magnoliopsida; Caryophyllales; Amaranthaceae
Product: tetraspanin-8-like
Exons: 2
Coding region: 101-919 (272 amino acids)
Biological process (GO): auxin-activated signaling pathway
Cellular component (GO): plasma membrane; plasmodesma
Source: RefSeq, a predicted model, not a curated record
UAACGACGUUUCAAUGCGUACACAUUACAAUUUGCAACUUCAAAUACAAACUAUCAACCUUGUUCAUCAAAUUGCACUAGAUAAUUUCUAGUUUGCAAAAAUGGUUCGAUCAAAAAAACUAAACUUAAAUGGUGAACAACUAUCCCUAUCUUUUGUAAUUAUUCUCGAGUUUUGUACAUCGAUUGUGGCAAUCUGCUCCGGAGGAAGCCUACUCAACCAUAUAAGUUCCGGCUGCACGGGCUUUCGAUUCCUAGGGAUCACACUAAUGGUCAUCGGAGCUGCACUCCUGAUUCUCAGUUUUACAAAUUGUUUACUGUAUCGUAAACCCGAGAUUUCCAUAGCCAAGUCCAUAUGUUGUUCAGUGCCUUUGAUCCUUGCCCUGCUCGGCUUAGGGAUCUUCGCGUUGGCGGUGAGCAGUAAAGGAGGAGGGAAGUUGAUACCAGGGCAAUCGUACAAGGAGUAUCGUGUAGAGUCAUACUCUAAGUGGAUGCAAAACAAGGUUAAGAAAAAUUGGGAUAACUAUUACAAGAAGGCUGUUGUUGAUAAUAAAGGACUUGUGUGCAAUGAGCUUGCUGAUCUAUUAGGAAUUGACCCGGCUUUGACGUCUGGUUGUUGCAAGACCCCAGAAGAGUGUAAUUUCAAUAACACAAACCCAAAAGUUUGGGUAAAGCCAGCAAACAAUGGCAACUACUCCGAAGAUGACUGCAAUAGAUGGGAUAAUGAUCCGAACACCUUAUGCUUCAACUGUCGAUCAUGUAAGGCCGGUUUCCUCGAAGACGUUACGAGUCACUGGUUUACAACAGGCAUUGGACUGGUUCUGAUUGCAGGCAUACAAAUGUUGAUGGGCAUUCUUUGUUGCAUAUUUAGUGCUAAUUUAUCUCUUCAUCAUCAGGGUAAUAGGCAGCCUUUGUUACUUUAGUUUUCUGAUGACUGUUUUGUUGCGCUUCAUUUUUAUUUGUUGUGACCUUUAAUAUUUUCGUUUGGUAUGUAUGUUGUACUAUAAUAACACUACUUUUCACUACAUUGUUGGUUAACUUGGGUUGGAAUAAAAGGGCAUUGUGUGUUGCUUUUGUUUAA